Messenger RNA from Rhodotorula graminis WP1, 873 nucleotides. RefSeq lists its product as uncharacterized. Bases 1 to 873 code for a protein of 290 amino acids. The transcript is spliced from 6 exons. Lineage: Eukaryota; Fungi; Basidiomycota; Microbotryomycetes; Sporidiobolales; Sporidiobolaceae. The record is from RefSeq and is a predicted model, not a curated record.
AUGAAGCUCGCCGAGCUCAUUCGAGGAGUCGUCGAGGUCAAUCGUUUGCUCGGCGAGUACAAGUGCUACUACCUGAUUGCCGGACAAGCCGCUCUGGCCGCCCACCUUGCCCACCUCGUCACCAAACUCGCCACCCUUCAGCUCGACCCGUCGCCUGCCAUCAAUGCCUGCCUGUACGGCGACCGGCCUGGCCCUCUUUACAUUCAAGUGCGCGUCGAAAGCAUUGUCCUGCGCGACUCGGCAUUCUCUCGGCAGGCCAAGGCCGCAGGAUGGAAGCUUGAGCAGGACCGCGGGCAGCCCAGAUUCGGCGUCGUCUAUUGCGUGACGGUCAAAUCGGGUAGGUUCGUCGUCGAGCUCGUCCCGAGCGACAAUCUGAGCGCCGCGACACCUCGCAAGUACGUCGCCGUCGCCGUGCCCAAGUCGAACGAGAUCGUCGAGGUCCCGACGUCCCUCGUCGUCGACCGGACCCUGCACCUCGUGCGGUCGUGGCUCACCUCGCUCGCACCGGGUCAUCACGCGCCCAUGCCCCUCGAGCACCUCGAGGAACUGCGCUUGCUUGUCGGCACCCAGUCGUACGUCGACUUGUCGCUCGGCCACCCGCACCUGUUCGACCUCAACGCCGGCCAGUGGACCCGGCACGUUCCCUACCUUAUUCAAGAGAAGGCGUACAAGGCGACGGCCGAGCUCCUCUUCAAGCUCAGGUCGCUCAAGGGCGUCCCUCGUCUUGCGUGGGACAACACGACGGCCGAGCAUUUUGACUCGGCGUCGCUCGACUUCGUUCAGAUCCAGAGCCAGUGGGCGGCGGCGCUCGGGCUCCUCAUCACGCGCUUCCAGAUCAUCUACCCGACCUGGCGCGCCGGAACCGCGACUUGA